AUGGAUGAAAGAUUGUUGGAGGUUGCUCAUGAGGGAAACAUCGAUCGUUUGUAUGCAUUAAUUCGAGAGGAUACAGGUAUUCUGGAGCGCAAUAUCGAUGAUAUCUUGUUAGCUGAUACACCCUUACAUGUGGCUGCAUCAACCGGUAACCAUCAUUUUGCUGCAGAAGUCAUGAGGUUGAAGCCCUCGUAUGCUACGAAGCUCGACCUAGAUGGCCUUAGCCCCAUGCACGUUGCUCUGCGAGGUGGGCAUGACCGCAUUGUUAAGUUGUUCGUCUCGGUUGACAGCAACUUAGUCCGGGACAAAGGAAUAGAGGGCACAACUCCUUUGCACUACGCAGUUGCUGUGGAAAAUGAUAAUCUCUUGAGAUUGUUUCUAUUGGCUUGUCCAGACUCUAUUGAAGAUUUGACAACUAGACGAGAAACUGCACUGCAUAUUGCUUUAAAAUACCACAAUCAGAGAAUUUUUGAAGUGUUGGUGGGAUGGCUAAAAAGGGUCGAGAAGGAGGACAUCUUGAACUGGGCCGACGAGGAUGGCAACACCGUCUUGCAUAUGGCAACAUCAAAAAAUCAAACCCAGGCUGUAAAAUUGUUGUUAAGCAAAAAGUUGAUUAGAAAGAUUAAGGUAAAUGCCAAGAACGACAUGGGGUUAACAAGUCUGGACAUCUUUCAACUUCCAAAGGAAUUGGACAACAGAGAGAUUGGGGACAUGCUAUGCCAAGCUAAAGCAAUGAGAGGAAUAUCCGUCAACCAUGAUCCACUCCAAGAAAUACAUGAUGAUGAGGCCAGCAAAAAGAUGUCGCCGGAAGAAACAGUACAGAAGUACUUCGGACUUGGCGCGCAAAAGAAGUCGCCGGCUGAUAAAAUAGACAUGACUCAGUCGGUACUAACAGUGGCUGUACUGAUUGCCACCGCCACAUUCCAGGCCGUGCUCAGCCCUCCCGGUGGAUUAUGGCAAGAUGACUACUAUAUCCCGCCCAUUCCCGUCCCCAACACCACAUUGCCAUAUGGAAUUGAAGAUGCUAGCAAGUGGGAGCUUGUAAUGGAAGAUGGGAUGAAGUCCCUUAUCUCCAACAAAACAUGGGAACUUGCCAAGUUAUCAACAGGAAAGAAAGCUCUUCACAACAACAUUGUUGCAGCAGAAGGUUUACACCUAGAGCAGUUAGAUGUCAAAAUUGCUUUCUUCCGCGGAGACCUCGAGGAGGAGAUUUACAUGUAG
Cornus florida is the source of this 1218-nucleotide messenger RNA. RefSeq names its product ankyrin repeat-containing protein BDA1-like. The record is from RefSeq and is a predicted model, not a curated record. Gene Ontology annotation, molecular function: protein binding. Lineage: Eukaryota; Viridiplantae; Streptophyta; Magnoliopsida; Cornales; Cornaceae. The transcript is spliced from 4 exons. Bases 1 to 1218 code for a protein of 405 amino acids.